AUGCAGUUGAAGUCUUUCCUUGAAGCUAUCAUUGGCAAUAUCUAUAUUCUUCUCGGAAUAACCCUUCCACCGUGUUUUUGUUGCACUGGUGACGAUUGUCGAAACAUUAUAUUUCGGGACCCAAUACAAAACAUGGCCAUGAAGGAUCGUGUGAUCUGGAGUGCAGAAGUGCCCAAUGAGGGGAGCUGCAGAGUGAUGUGUUAUAUGGAGCCUGACUGCGUGUCUAUUAAUGUUGGACCUGUAGAAGGAGGAAACCAAAAAUGCGAGUUGAACAACGCCACCGAGGAAAACCAUGUUCCAUUUCUUCUUAUGAAUAAACCAGGCUUCAUAUAUCUUGCAAUCGAGAAUCCCUGCAGUAGCAGUCCAUGUUUGAACAAUGGCACCUGUCAAGCUGGAUUCACCAGUAAAGGUUUUCGUUGUGUUUGUCGUGAUGGAUUCAGUGGAGAAAACUGCCAGUUGCAAGUCAAAAGAAACUGCGCAGAAAUCUAUAAAUCCGCGGGUAAACCAGUAGACGGUGUGUACACCAUUAAACCGGAUAAUUUGCCUGCCUUUAAUGUAUUCUGUGACCAAACAACGAAGGGUGGAGGAUGGACUGUGUUCCAGAAGAGACUAGACGGCUCGGUUGAUUUCUACCGCUACUGGAGCGACUACAAAUGUGGUUUUGGUGACCUGUGUGGUGAAUUUUGGCUCGGACUGGACAAGAUUCACCGCCUGACCUCAGAUGAUAACAACGUGCUGCGUGUAGACUUGGAAGACUUUGAAGGAAACACAGCUUAUGCUGAAUAUAACUUGUUUGGUGUUAUGAGUGAGAAAGACAAGUACAGGCUGAUCGUUGAUUUUUAUUCAGCUUUGGAAGACAAAAAAGUAACCUCAGCUCAUCGAUAUGUAAUCCUGGACAGCACAUACCGGACGUUG
Molecule: messenger RNA, 915 nt
Organism: Pocillopora verrucosa
Lineage: Eukaryota; Metazoa; Cnidaria; Anthozoa; Scleractinia; Pocilloporidae
Source: RefSeq, a predicted model, not a curated record